This is a messenger RNA of Teleopsis dalmanni, 1137 nucleotides long. RefSeq names its product cytochrome b-like. The record is from RefSeq and is a predicted model, not a curated record. The transcript has a single exon. Gene Ontology annotation, biological process: mitochondrial electron transport, ubiquinol to cytochrome c. Gene Ontology annotation, molecular function: quinol-cytochrome-c reductase activity. Gene Ontology annotation, cellular component: membrane. Lineage: Eukaryota; Metazoa; Arthropoda; Insecta; Diptera; Diopsidae.
AUGAAUAAACCAAUAUGAAUUAAACACCCACUUUUCAAAAUUAUAAAUAAUUCUUUAAUUGAUUUACCAACUCCAAUUAAUAUCUCUUCUUGAUGAAAUUUUGGAUCUCUUUUAGGAUUAUGUUUAAUCAUUCAAAUUUUAACUGGAUUAUUUUUAGCUAUACAUUACACAGCAGAUAUUAAUAUAGCUUUUAAUAGAAUUAGACACAUUUGUCGAGAUGUAAAUUAUGGAUGACUAUUACGAACUCUUCAUGCUAAUGGAGCUUUAUUUUUUUUUAUUUGUAUUUAUCUUCAUAUUGGACGAGGAAUUUAUUACAAUUCUUAUAAAUAUACACAAACCUGACUAGUUGAAGUAAUUAUUUUAUUUUUAGUAAUAGCAACAGCCUUUAUAGGAUAUGUAUUACCACGGGGACAAAUAUCUUUUUGAGGAGCAACUGUAAUUACUAAUUUAUUAUCUGCUAUUCCUUAUUUAGGUAUUGAUUUAGUACAAUGAGUUUGAGGAGGAUUUGCAGUUGAUAAUCCAACAUUAACACGAUUUUUUACUUUUCACUUCAUUUUACCUUUUAUUGUUUUAGCAAUAACUAUAAUUCAUCUUUUAUUUCUUCAUCAAACAGGAUCAAAUAACCCAAUAGGACUAAAUUCAAGUAUUGAUAAAAUCCCAUUUCAUCCCUAUUUCACUUUUAAAGAUAUUACCGGAUUUAUUAUUCUAAUUAUAAGACUUAUUCUAUUAACUUUAAUAAAUCCCUAUUUAUUAGGAGACCCAGAUAAUUUUAUUCCAGCUAAUCCUUUAGUAACUCCUAUUCACAUUCAACCAGAAUGAUAUUUUCUGUUUGCUUAUGCAAUUUUACGUUCAAUUCCUAACAAAUUAGGAGGAGUAAUUGCAUUAGUUACAUCUAUUGCUAUUUUAAUAAUUAUACCUUUUUAUAAUAUAAGCAAAUUUCAAGGAUUACAAUUUUAUCCCAUUAACCAAUUUUUAUUUUGAAUUAUACUAUCCACUGUAAUUUUAUUAACUUGAAUUGAAGCUCGAUCAGUUAAAGAACCUUAUGUUAUAAUUGGACAAAUUCUAACAUUUAUUUAUUUUUUAUACUUUUUAAUUAACCCUUUAAUUAAUAAAUGAUGAGAUAACUUACUAAAUUAA